AUCUAAAUUUAUCUCAUAAAAUCUUGCAUUAGUGCAGAGUCGGUCUGACCAUUUAUCACUUGUCACAAUCGACAUUUAGUUAUUUACAACCUAAAAAGCAUACCAACCUAUUAAAUGAAAGAAGCUCCAUAAUUUAUAAGUUCAAGAUUACCUUUUCUUUUACCAACGUGACAUGCAGGGCACAUGCAUCCAAACAGCACCCUUCACUAUUGAUAUUCCCAGUCGUCAGCCAAACACCCUCUAAUUGUAAUUUUAACCAUAAUAAUAUAAUAAUAAAAGUUUCAAACUGGAAAGAGGAAAAUCGAAGCAGCAAAUUGAACCUCACCCUCGAAUGGCGCCCACAAUUUGAGCUUUCAACAAAUUCGAAAAUCAAGUGAAUCCAACAAUGUUCGGAGUUCAAGGUUCCUCUUCUGCCUUCGGCACUCCUUCUUCAACGCCAGCGUUUGGCACUCCUUCUUCUACUCCUGCCUUCGGCAAUCCUUCGACGCCGGCGUUUGGAACUCCAUCUUCGACUCCGGCCUUUGGUACUCCGUCUUUGACGCCUGCGUUUGGCACUCCGUCGACGCCGUCUUUCGCCACGGGCUUUGGCGGCUCCUCUCUUUUCUCCACUCCAUUCUCUUCUCAAACUCAACAGCAACAGACUCCGUUAUUUCAGCAACAACAGCCAGCCGCAGCGGCACCUUCUAGUGGGUUCGGGUUCCAGACUCCGUCAUCCACUACUUUCCCCAAUGCUCAAUUGACAACUCAAAUGGCUCCCGUCGCUCCUCUCCCUUUUUCUCUUGUCGAUCGUGAUAUCCAAGCAAUUGUGGACGCUUACAAGGAGGAGCCUGGGAACCCUAAGUACGCUUUCAAGCAUUUGUUGUUUAGUGUAAGAGACCCGCAAUUCAGGGCAAAGCCGACUGGUGUAUCAGAUAUCAUGUGGGCGGAAGCUAUGGCAAAACUGGAGGGUAUGGGGAGUGCUGAUCGGGAAAGACUCUGGCCUCAGCUUGUUCAGGGUUUUAAGGAUCUUUCACAGCGAUUGAAGCUACAAGAUGAAGUCAUCCUUUCAGAUGCUGAAAGAUUGCUAAUGACUCAGAGCAAUGUAAAAAUGCUCCAAAGGCAUUUUCAAGCUGACACUCUUCCGUGGAUCCAGAGAAUGAGACAAAAGGAGCAAAGCCUCCAAAGGCGCCUCUUAAAGAUGAUGAGAAUAGUGGAAGCAUUAGAGGGUAAGGGAUGUCACUUGCCUUUAAUGAGAGGGGAAGUUGAAUUGGCUGAGAAGUUAGCUGCAAUAACUAGACAGUUGAAAGGAUCUGGAGCAGAACUUUCUAGGAGGGUUCAAAAUCUACUCACUGUUUCUCGUGUUCAAGCUAAUGCUAUUGGUGCUGGAGGUUCUCUUUAUCUUCCAGGAUCAGCUAAAAUACAUGAGCAGAGUCUUGCUGAUAUGCAGGAGGUAUUACAACAGCAGACAGAGGCUAUUGCAAGGCUUGGCAACGUGCUGAAGCGAGAUAUCAGAGAUAUGGAGAUAAUAAUGGCUGAAGACACAGAUAUGACAUAAGAUGUGAACUACAGGGCCGACAACUCUGGUGAUUCUUUGCAAUUCCCUUUUAAAAAUUUUGUUGGUGGAUUGGAUAUGAAUUUAAAGUUGCUGUUUAGACGGUUCUCACCAACGUUCAGUGAUGCAAGUGUACCAUGAUCAUUUCUUUGAUCAUUAGAGAAUUAGAUAAUUAUCCAAAUAUAAAUAGUUCUCCCCCCUGAAGAGGAUUAAGGAGCUGGACUCCACGGGUGGGGUUAGAAAAUUAGUGGAUACCCUGACUGAAGACUCUUCGAGGUCGAUGCCUAAUAAGAUAGAUAUCCCUUAUUGAAUCAUCUUUUUGAUUCCAAGCAAUUAGUGUCAAGGGUAUUACUACUACAUUAUCAGUCGUAGUCUGGCCUAUGGUAGUCCAACCUUCUUCAGGCGGAACUCGAGUUAAGAUUUCAAAGUUUAUAGCUAGGCCGAGCCAAUAGUUGUAUGUAUAUGAAUGGGCCUAAACAGGUCAGAGAUUCAGUCACUAAGGGGCAGGCAUGAUAAAACUUAGCCUAAGCUAUCCGGGUCUGACCCAUUUACGCCUCUAUAAUUAUAGCCUUAAGAGGUAUAUAUAUAUAUAUA
Molecule: messenger RNA, 2125 nt
Organism: Durio zibethinus
Lineage: Eukaryota; Viridiplantae; Streptophyta; Magnoliopsida; Malvales; Malvaceae
Source: RefSeq, a predicted model, not a curated record